Molecule: messenger RNA, 1465 nt
Organism: Zootermopsis nevadensis
Lineage: Eukaryota; Metazoa; Arthropoda; Insecta; Blattodea; Termopsidae
Product: tumor protein D54
Cellular component (GO): cytoplasm
Source: RefSeq, a predicted model, not a curated record
AAAGCUUUGCCGUAGAUGAUACGUAGGUGCGUACUAAACAGACUUACGUGUAUGUCACUGCAGUUCCAAAUUCUGAUUAGUAAAAAAAUAUAUAAUUCCAGUUGAAAUUUACUGCAAUUCGUUGUCAGCAGAAAUCAUAAAUGGAUUCACUGUUGCAAAACGUUACUGUUUUAAAAUAUCAGCAUGAAGACUUUGGUGAAUUAACAUAUGUUGAAACUGUGUGAUAUGGUUAAGUUGUUUUGAAGGGAAUAGUUUAUUAGUGCACUUAUGGAAAAUAUAAGUGAAGAGGCUGUAGCAACUAAUGACUUAGUUAGAAAUAAUUGUGUGAAAAGAACAUAUGUGCCUGAUCUAAAGGAUGAAGACAUAGAAGAAGACCAUGAAUCUUUAGAGUAUGAAGAGGACUGCUAUUAUUCUUAUGUAGCAGAAUCAGGGGCACCCAGUUUUGGUCAUUGUUGGCCUGAAGAUGAAAAUUUUGUUGAAAAUUUACCCCUAUCUCGUCUAGAUGAUUCAUUGGCACCAGAAAUAGACCCCUUUUGUGUUGAAGCUGAAUUUUAUUCUAAACCUGCCAGCAAAAAAUCAAGAAGUGUGAGAGUGACAUUUCAAGACCUUUCAAAACCAUACUUGGCAAAAGUCAGCAGUCCUCACAACUACAGACGUUUCUUGCAGUUAGUGAAAGCUGAGGAGGCAGCAACUGACAUGUCCCCAGAUUCUGGUAUCAAUGAACUACAUGGAUUGACCCCAGAGGAGCAGGAGCGCCAAUGUCAGGAAUGGCAGCAGGAACUUGUAAAGGUUGAAGAGGAAAUCCAAACACUCCGCCAAGUUCUUGCAUCCAAAGUGAGGGUGUCUCAAGAACUGAAGCGGAAGCUAGGCAUUAGUGUUUGGAAGGAAUUUCAAGAUGACAUGUCGCAGGGUAUUCGCAACGUCAAGGAGUCCAACGUAUAUCAGAAUGUUGAAGGCAAGAUAGGACAAAUUAGCAAAGCAGUCAUAGACGCACCUAUCUACCAGAAAACAGAAUCUGUAAUUAAAACAACAGCAGAGAAAACUACGACUCUUCUGGGUGGAUUUGGCUCAACUGUAACCUCGAAGUUUGGCCAGCUCAAGAAUUCAGAGUCAUUCCGCUCUUUUGAAGAGAAAGUUGGCUCAGCAUAUGAGAAUGUCAAGACAAAGGUUGUGACAUCACGCUCCAACUCCACACAGAGCUUUGAUGAAGUUCUGCGAGAAUUGGAAGCAAAUCGCAAAGCCAACAAUGGAUCAGUGGUCACUCCAGCAACUACUCCUACCAUACCAGAAGACAGGCCUCUCUCCUAAGCACUUUACGAACUUCUGGUGCCGCUUGCAAACACUGAAUUUGGCAGGUGAAUCUCUUGCAUCUUAACUCAUGUUUGGUUGAAUGAAUGUGAUGCAGGGAGUUUACAUUUCCAGCAUUAAUUUUCAUAAUAAAGUAAUUUAUAAUUUUACUGAAAUA